Messenger RNA from Thunnus maccoyii (southern bluefin tuna), 2673 nucleotides. RefSeq names its product mitogen-activated protein kinase 8a (gene mapk8a). The record is from RefSeq and is a predicted model, not a curated record. Gene Ontology annotation, biological process: protein phosphorylation; JNK cascade. Gene Ontology annotation, cellular component: cytoplasm; nucleus. The transcript is spliced from 12 exons. Bases 261 to 1577 code for a protein of 438 amino acids. Gene Ontology annotation, molecular function: ATP binding; JUN kinase activity. NCBI's taxonomy places the organism in Eukaryota, Metazoa, Chordata, Actinopteri, Scombriformes, Scombridae.
CAUGCCCCGUGCGCACUGCGCGUCCUGGCCUGUCAGUAGCAGCCAGAUGGAAACGUAGGCAAGUGAAUUUGGUGAGGUCAUGUAUUUUUUUAAGCCGCACAACGGAAUAAAUCAUCCUUCACCGGCGGCAUAAACAAAAGUAGUCCGCUGCUCCGGAACAUUUCGCCGCUGAUCGGACCGCGGGGGGGAUCGAUAGUUAAGAUUUGGUGACAGAGAGGACAUUUUUGGAUGCGCAGAAAGCAGUAAUCGAAGAUUUCGCCAUGAACAAAAACAAGAGAGAAAGAGAGUUCUACAGCCUAGACGUCGGGGAUUCGACGUUUACGGUACUGAAGCGAUACCAGAACUUAAGACCCAUCGGCUCAGGAGCUCAGGGAAUUGUCUGCUCUGCUUAUGACCAAAUCCUUGAAAGAAAUGUUGCCAUUAAGAAGCUGAGUCGGCCAUUUCAAAAUCAGACCCAUGCCAAGAGGGCGUUCAGAGAGCUAGUCCUUAUGAAAUGUGUAAAUCACAAAAAUAUCAUUGGCCUAUUAAAUGUAUUUACACCCCAAAAAUCAUUAGAGGAAUUCCAAGAUGUAUACUUGGUGAUGGAGCUGAUGGAUGCCAACCUGUGCCAGGUCAUUCAGAUGGAGCUGGAUCACGAGAGGCUGUCCUAUCUGCUCUAUCAGAUGUUGUGUGGUAUCAAACACCUCCACGCUGCCGGCAUCAUUCACAGGGACCUCAAGCCCAGUAACAUAGUUGUCAAAUCAGAUUGUACACUGAAGAUUUUGGACUUCGGCCUGGCUCGGACGGCCGCCACUGGCCUCCUGAUGACGCCAUAUGUGGUUACACGUUACUACAGAGCACCAGAAGUUAUCCUGGGCAUGGGCUACCAAGCCAAUGUGGACGUAUGGUCAGUGGGCUGCAUAGUGGCCGAGAUGAUCAGGGGAAGUGUGUUGUUCCCCGGCACUGAUCACAUCGACCAGUGGAACAAGGUCAUCGAGCAGCUAGGCACUCCAUCUCAGGAUUUUCUAAUGAAGCUGAACCAGUCAGUAAGAACAUAUGUAGAAAAUAGGCCACGCUACGCUGGAUACAGCUUUGAGAAACUCUUCCCAGACGUGCUCUUCCCUGCUGACUCUGAUCACAACAAACUGAAAGCAAGCCAAGCAAGAGAUCUCUUAUCCAAGAUGUUGGUGAUUGACGCCUCCAAGCGGAUCUCUGUAGACGAGGCCCUGCAGCACCCCUACAUUAAUGUUUGGUACGACCCAGCUGAGGUGGAGGCGCCCCCUCCAAAGAUCCUGGACAAACAGCUGGACGAGAGAGAGCACACUGUGGAAGAGUGGAAAGAGCUCAUUUAUAAGGAAGUGAGCGAAUGGGAGGAGUGGACGAAAAAUGGAGUGAUAAGAGGACAACCACCUCCUUUAGGUGCAGCAGUGAUCGACAGCCCCCCUCAGCCCACGUCAUCCUCCUCCUCUUCGGCCAACGAUGUCUCGUCCAUGUCCACAGAUCCCACUGACCAGAGCAGUGAACCCACCAUGACCUCUGAAACAGACAGCAGCUUGGACAGCCACACCUCUCUGGGUGCUCUGGCCUGCUGCAGAUAACGCACACAUACAGCACACACACAAACACAGAAAAGAAAAAAAAAAACCUUCCUCAUCUGUGCACCUACUAUAGUGUGUGUGAUGGGAGAGGAUUCAGGCCAAUGGAACUUCUCAUGUUAGUUUUUAGAGCUGCGCUUUUAAUGUACAGUUUGUUUUUAUUGCCCCUAUACUACUGUAAAUGAUUGUGGUUUGAAAUUGUAUCAUUAUUACUGUAUUUUUGCUGCAAAGAAUCAGAGUAUGUUUUGAUGUGAAUCUGUGAUGUAUGUGAUGAAAGAGAGGGAUUCGAGUGUAGUUUACACAUAGCUGUUUUUUUAGCUACUGCUACACAGUAGGGUACCAUACUGUUAGCACUGAAAUAUUAUGUUUAGUAUAUUUUUGAAUUGUUCUUUUGCCAUUUUUGUAUAGUUUUUGGGACAUUUGAAUGAACCUACACUAAUGCUCUUUUAUUCAGUAGACUAUAGCAUAUUUCAUGUUGGAUCUUAAUGCAAAUGGAUGAUUUUUUUUUUGACAUUUUUCUCAUCUUUCUUGUAGAAAGUGUCCCUUAUUUCUUAGUAUUAUGUCACCUCUGAUUGUAUGCAUUUUGACAAGCCGUCAACUGUUAUCCCCCUCACCCUGAUAUUGAAUUUCUUUUUUACUCUAGCAUACUGUAAAACUGACUGCAUUUUAACUAGUUUGUUUAUUUAGUUGUAAUUUAUAGGUGACGGUCUGUUGGAUGAGGAAGAACAGGGUGAAUGUAAGUGAAUAGAAAUGUGGCAUAGUGAGGAGCCGAUGAUUGCUGUAAGCGCUGUAACAGAUUAAUGUAGGCCACUUCACUGGCUAGAAGGAGUGCUGUAUUUGGAGACGGUCAUCAGAGACUAAGCCUAAAUUAGUCACUUUACCCUUUUGGCAGGUUCUUUCAGACGUUAUUCACAGCUGUCUGAUGUUUUAAGAUAUUUAAUUUAAGUGCCCUUACUCAGUUCAGUGAUUUUUUCAGUCCUCUCCGUGGCAGAUGCUCUGUGGUGCGUCUUUCUGGGUUCUACCUCACACAUGCACACAACACUCAAACACACAAGUUUUUGAAGAUACAGUAUGUAUAUCAUAGCACACAUCAUUUGAA